UCACACACACACACACUCUGUCCAGCCGCUCGUCUCUCCGUCGCUGUGAGGAGCCGCCGCUUCUCCACCGCGCCACCAUGAGGUCUGUUGGAGGCCCUUCCUCGCCCGUCUCCUCUUCCUCAGAGGAAGCUCCGCCCCCGCUCUUCUCCAUCACCAGCCGGCGGCUCCAAGACGAGUUCCUGAAAGAGCGCCUGAGGAGGCUGGAGUCCCGGAGCGACGCCUCCUCCCCGCGAAGCUCCUCCCCCUCCUCCUCCUGCUCCCCCGGAAGCCCCGCCUCCCCCGCUGCAUCCCCCCUGCUCUCCUCCUCCCCACAGGCCCCGCCCCCUCCCUCCCCCAGCUCCCCCCCCAGGCAGCCUGACGCCUCCACAGGUCUGUCCCUGUCCAGUCCAGAGCUGCUGUUGGAGCUGACAAGGAGACAGACUUAUCCUCUGAGACGCGUCCAGAGGCGCAGCGGACUGACCACCAUCUUCUCUGGACGAGGACGACAGGUCUCAGGCUCCUCCCCCUAGGCUGAGCCAGCCAAUAGGAGAGCUGCUGCUCCUCUUUCUACCUCCACAUCAGGCUGAACAACUUGAGCCAGAAAACUGAGCCAGUGAGCCCACAGAGCGUCACUCACAGAAGCCCCGCCCCAUUUAUGUCCACGCCCAGUUUAAGCUCCGCCCAUCCAAUCCAGCUUCGUCUUAAGCCCCGCCCCCUGCCUGGACCUGUUUUUGUUCUGAAGAGAUAAAGAUCAUAAAGUUUAAUUUAAACGUCAACUUAUUAAUUUCAGAUGAAGAUUGAAAUGAAUAUCUAAAAGUAAAGAAUACAGUAAAGUUUAAACAGCGGCGAUUAGUGGAUGUUGCUCCAGUUUAGCUCCAGAACCGGGUCAUGUGACUGCUGUCAUGUUUCUACCGACCCAGAACCAAGACGGUGGUUCACCAGAACCUCUGGCCCAGUUCAGAACCCAACAGAACCAAACUGUCCAGUUACGCUUUUAUUAACUCUGCCUAUUCAGUCUAUGAUUCAUUUAUGAAUAAAUUGGCUCAAUAAAUAGUUUAGCUAAUGAAUUAAUAAGCUGAUAAAUGAAACAAUAUGAAAAGAAAAUAAUAAAAUAUACUCAUCUGGCAUGAAUGUAUUUUUAAAGUUAUUUUAAGAUGUUAUAAUUUAUCUCUGCGUGGUCAUUGUGGUUUGAUUUUGACUCUUUUACAUAGAUUUACAAUAUUAAAUCUAUACAUAGAUUUACAAUGUUAAAUCUAUGUAGGCUAAAAAAAAUACACAUGUUGAAUAAUUUUUUAAAAAAGCUUUUUAAAAAUGUAUGAGUUUUUAUGAAAACUUGUUUAAUUGUGUAAUAAAUAUGUAAAAUAAAA
Molecule: messenger RNA, 1346 nt
Organism: Gambusia affinis (western mosquitofish)
Lineage: Eukaryota; Metazoa; Chordata; Actinopteri; Cyprinodontiformes; Poeciliidae
Product: pectinesterase inhibitor 10-like
Exons: 5
Coding region: 78-509 (143 amino acids)
Source: RefSeq, a predicted model, not a curated record